Messenger RNA from Rosa chinensis, 1832 nucleotides. RefSeq names its product putative invertase inhibitor. The record is from RefSeq and is a predicted model, not a curated record. NCBI's taxonomy places the organism in Eukaryota, Viridiplantae, Streptophyta, Magnoliopsida, Rosales, Rosaceae. The coding region runs from base 951 to 1511 and encodes 186 amino acids. The transcript has a single exon. Gene Ontology annotation, molecular function: enzyme inhibitor activity.
AUGUCAUUCGUGACAUGUCAGUUUCUCAUUGGCUCGGGGUCGCGGCGAUGUGGGACCCCCCUUUCAGGUCACUACACUGAUUGAGAAAUUUGAGAAGCUUGAAAUGUCAUUCACAUAAUUUACAGCAAGCUAGCAAUAACCUUCUGGUGCCCACUGAUCAAGGAAGAUGGAUUUUGGAUGCCUCUUGAACCCAAAACGCAGAAGACCAUGGACUAUUUGCUGCUUCAUUGAGUUCAAUACUACUCUGGAACCUGAACUUGUCAGGGAGAAGACUCAUGGAUACAAGCUGGACAUAUCACACAUUUUUGUUGGCAGCAUUGUUUGAUGACUUUGAUUGAUUCAUGAAAGUUCUUGAUCAGUGGGCUCCUCUAGAAACAAAACUAGUGUUUUCUCUCUUUGGUCUAAAUUCUCAAGUCUUAAUUGUGAUGAUGGAGAUGACAUUUAGGUUUAUAUCGAGUAUAUGUUUGCUAGGUUUGAAACUUUGAAUGAUGAUUGCUAGGUUUGAAUGGUGCUUGUUGCCUAGAAGAUUGCUGGGUUUUUGGCUGGGUAAAUUUAGAAAAAUUAAACACAAUAUUCUAGGGCUGGGUGUGUUAAGAUAUUUCUGGGUACAUUUGGAAACACCCGUCAUUGAAUUGCAUCGAAAAAGCGUCACCCGGUGAUCAAAGACUUCAUCACCAAUUUUAAAUUUAAAUCAAUUAAAAUAUUAAUCUCAAUUCUCAUAACAAAUUCAACAAUGAGUCACCAUAUAGUUCUUGUCACCAACAAACUAGGUCAACCUUUAUAUUCAUUUUUCAUGUUAUUCAUUCCAUUCUGUUUAGAUAGUUGUUCGCUCCAAGUCUCCCACAUUACGCUCCUUCCCCACAAUCUCACAGAUAUGGUACUACGUGCUUAUCCAAACUACCUAUAAAUACCCCUACCUCGCAAAACUUCAUAGUUCUCAUCCCCACAAAAUGACAACUCCCAUAUUCACCUUCACAUUCCUCCCUCUCUUUCUCCUCAUCUCAUCAACCUUCACUCCCAUAACUGCCAACAAUCUCAUCUCUGAAACCUGCAAGAAAUGUGCUCGGAACGACCCCAACCUGAGCUACAAGUUCUGCGUGACUUCUCUCCAAGCCGCCCCAAACAGCCACAGAGCCGAUCUCCGGCGACUCGGCCUCAUCUCCAUGAAGCUAGUCCAGCACAACGUGACCAACACGAGGCACUUCAUCAAGCAUCUUCUCAAGAACAAGAAGCUUGACAAGUUCGUAAGGGCGCGUUUGGAUGACUGUUUGGAGCUUUACACAGACGCCAUACCCACCAUCAAGCAAGCCAUCAAGAAUUACAAAAAGAAGCACAACAAAGACGCCAAUAUCGAAGUGAGUUCGAUCGUCGAUGCCUCCACGACUUGCGAAGAUGGAUUCGAGGAGAGACCAGGGUUGGUUUCGCCAUUAACGAAAAGGAACAAAGAGACGUUUCAGCUGUGUAUUAUAGCGCUUUCGAUUAUCAAUAUGGUCAGUUCGUCUUUAUAUUAGAUAAAGAGGUGAUAAUAUGUAUGCAUGGCUGGCUGUGGUUCAUGAAUCUGUAAUCUUAUUAUUGGGUUAUUGACUUAUUGUGGUCCAUUGUUUGCUUCUAGUUUGCUAGGUUGUUUCUGAUCUCGGGUAGCUGUAACUGCUGUAACAUAAACAACAAUCUAGUUAUCGUCAAAAAAAAAAAAAAACAACAAUCUAGUUAAUCAUAGAGAAAUAAUUAGAAAAUUCCUAAUUGGUUAGAUUUGAAGCUAAUAUCAAGAAAGAUUAGCUUCUCAUUUAUCCUAUUAUAUUAAGUUCUCUUAUUAUAAGACGUAUUGAUAACUA